Messenger RNA from Folsomia candida, 690 nucleotides. RefSeq lists its product as uncharacterized. Lineage: Eukaryota; Metazoa; Arthropoda; Collembola; Entomobryomorpha; Isotomidae. The transcript has a single exon. The record is from RefSeq and is a predicted model, not a curated record. Bases 1 to 690 code for a protein of 229 amino acids. Gene Ontology annotation, molecular function: nucleic acid binding.
AUGCUGACCAUGUUCCUGUCUGCAAAACACAACCAAACCAUAGCCGACCACAUCUCAACCAAGGGGAUUCGAUGGCACUUCAACGUACCAGCAAGUCCUCACUUCGGUGGCCUAUGGGAAGCAGGAGUCAAGAGUGUCAAGUUUCACUUAAAACGAGUGAUUGGAUCUCAACGCCUCACAUUCGAAGAAUUUACGACAACAAGUGCGAGAAUCGAAGCAAUACUCAACUCCCGUCCCCUUUGUCCUGAAUCGAGCGAUCCCAGUGAUCUCACUACGUUAACCCCCGGACAUUUCCUUAUUGGUACCGCUCUCACCUCCAUCCCUGAACCACAUCUCCAAGAUUUGCAAAUAAGUCGCCUCUCCCGAUGGCAACUCCUCCAGAGAAUAACUCAAGAUUUCUGGAAGCGGUGGUCCUCCGAAUAUCUCACCAGAAUCCAACAACGAACUAAAUGGAUCUACGGUGACCACAAGAUAUCAAUUGGUGACCUAGUCCUCAUCAAACAUGAAAAUUUACCCCCCAUGCAAUGGCAACUCGGACGAAUCACGCAACUCCACCCUGGACCAGACUCCGUUGUUCGUGUCGCAACAGUGAAGACAGCAACCGGAGAACUUAAGCGUCCCUUGGUGAAGUUGUCCCCACUUCCCAUCACUUCCGCAUCGGAUCAAGCCGUCUCAUCCACACCACAAUAA